Sphaeramia orbicularis (orbiculate cardinalfish) is the source of this 1450-nucleotide messenger RNA. RefSeq names its product DNA damage-inducible transcript 4 protein-like. Gene Ontology annotation, molecular function: 14-3-3 protein binding. The transcript is spliced from 3 exons. Gene Ontology annotation, biological process: negative regulation of TOR signaling; apoptotic process; response to hypoxia. The record is from RefSeq and is a predicted model, not a curated record. Bases 208 to 870 code for a protein of 220 amino acids. Gene Ontology annotation, cellular component: cytoplasm. Lineage: Eukaryota; Metazoa; Chordata; Actinopteri; Kurtiformes; Apogonidae.
UUGCGAGACAAACCGCAGAGCUGUUCAGCUGUUGACUAGAGGAGGAAGUAAAGGGGGGUCAAGUUCAGUAGAUAGUCGUUUUUGGAGACAAUAACCAACAAAACAACUACCUUAAACACCCAUGAAGAACGUGAACAUCCACGCUUAAUAGAAAAAACAUUUGUCCACAGAAGCAGCUGAUAGACUGAUUAUUGCAAGAGUACAGCCAUGCCUACUUUGUCUGCACACACUGAUAUUGCCAGCUUGCCUGCUUCUCCAGUGGACAGCAGUCCCAGGAGGCUGUCCUGGGGCAAACUGGUGCAAAGACUGGCAGAUUUCAGCAGUAGUAUGGACUCCAAUAGUGGCAGCAGGAGUGAUCUGUCAGACUCAGGAUCUGACGUCUCUAGUGACCUGUUGGCCUUCAACGAGGACCUGUUUUAUGAUCCAAUGGAGGAGACCAUACUGAAAGAAGUAGUCGACCUCAUCGCACGAAGCCUGAGGGAAGCGAAAGACUCAGACUGCGCCUUAAGAUGCACCAAACUGCUCAUCCCCGAGAAACUUCUGGAGCACAUCGGCCAAGAGCUCCUUCACCUGGCAGCUAGUGAACCCUGCGGGUUACGUGGGGCUCUGAUCGACCUCUGCGUGGAGCAGGGGGACGUCUGUGAGAGCAUGGCCGAGCUCUCUGUGGACCCCUACCUUGUACCUACCUUUCAGCUGACACUGGUGUUGAGGCUGGAGUCCAGUGGGCUUUGGCCUAAAAUCCAAGGACUUUUUAGCACUAAAUCUGCUUCCACUCCCGUAGUGAGGCAAGCAAUUAAACUGAGCACUGGCUUUCGUGUUAUCAAGAAAAAACUGUACUGUUCUGAAGAUUUGCUCAUUGAAGAAUGUUAAGAUAUGCAAACGCACUUGCAUUAAUGGACCAAUAAUACUUAUUAUCUGUUUUAAAGUGUCCAAUUAAGCUCACAAAAGGGCCUUAUGAUAUUACCAUUAUUGUUUUUUUUUAUCAUAUGUGUACGUAUGAUGCCUUCUGAAGUGUAAGGAUAGACUUAGACAUGAUAUAUCCUGUUUGUUCCAGGUGUAAUGGAGCAGUUUAAGGUACGAGGAUGGUAUGUUUGUUAAAUAGGCAUUUGGAAAGAAAAGUACGUACCUCAGUUUCUAUGGAAACCAUACAAUGGCAGCUAGCUAUAUUGUAACAGUCAUUACAAAUCAUUUUCUUUUACUCAAGCAAUUAAUUGAAUUGUACACCCGUUGAACCAUUAGGGACCUUAGUGACGGCUUGAAAUUAAGAGCAAAUGCCGACCGCUGCUUGCAUCAUCCAGUGUUUGUGCAAGCUGCAGGCUUCAAGUCAAACGUAACUUUAUUCUGUAUCUGUGUAGAUCUGUCCUGUAUUUAUUUAUUUGAUAUUCAAAUACUCAUAACAUUGCACUUUUUGUACUUUCAUGAUUGCAAAUAAAUUAUUUUUUUAAUCAGU